CAUCUUUUCGGUUUAUAUCGCGUUGAUACAGUCUUUGCGACAUCCCCAGGAAACGUUGUGUGAUACUAUCAAGCAAUUGUCUAAAGACAGUAACAGAAGCUCAGCUUCGAUCCCUUGUGUCUUCUUGUCUUAUCGUCCCCCCGUAUCUUUGCUGGCUACGGCGAUGCUGUCUCGACAAGUAUGGGACAAGAUGAGUUGAACCACAUAAGCCAAAUGGGCUCGGAUCAGAACCCAACGAGGCCAAGUACACCACAGACAUCUCCAAGCCCGUCCAUCAUUCAGGCCUUACCACCAGGCGACCCCGAACUCGCCAACGAGAAAGCACAGAAUGAAGUCUCCUCAACCGAAGAUCCCAACCCGGCCCAAGACCAAGACGACCCCGAAAACCUCACCCGCCAGCCCAGCGGCCCAGCCUACAGCGUCUUCUCCCCCUCCACAAAGCGCUGGGUAGCCUUCAUGGCCUCCGUCGCCUGCUUCGUCCCGCCCAUGUCAGCGAACAUCUACUACCCGGUCCUGGCCCCCAUCGCAGACGACCUCCACGUCUCCGUCGCUCUCGUCAACCUCACCGUCACCUCAUACAUGAUCCUCCAAGCCAUCUCCCCAACACUCUUUGGCGAUUUCGGCGACAUGGCUGGCCGCCGCCCGGCCUUUCUCAUCGCUUUUAGUAUUUAUCUGGUGGCCUGCGUCGGGCUCGCCCUGCAGCGCAACUACGCCGCCCUCCUCGUCCUCCGCAUGCUGCAGAGCGGCGGGAGCAGCGGCGCCAUUGCUCUGGGGUUCGCCAUGGUGGCCGAUAUCUCGGUCAGCUCGGAGCGGGGCAAGUACAUGGGCAUCGUCGGCGCGGGCAUCAACGUCGGCCCCACCAUCGGGCCCGUUUUGGGGGGCGUCCUGACGCAGUACUUUGGCUGGGCGUCCAUCUUUUGGUUUUGCGUUGUGCUCAUUAGCCUCUGGCUUGUCCCGUACGCUCUAUUCGUCCCGGAAACCUGCCGCGGCGUCGUGGGCAAUGGCUCCGUCCCAGCUCAGUCGUGGAACCGGCCUCUGAUCGACCUCAUCCGCCGGCGCCGGCGCCGUAACCGCAGGCUCCAAGACCCAGACAACCUCUCCCGGACAGAAUCCGCCGCAACAGAAGCACCAACACAUCCUCACCGCAAAAUCCGCUUCCCAAACCCAAUCCGCUCCGUCAAAAUCAUCUUUGAAAAAGAAAUGGCCCUCGUCCUCGCCUACAACAGCCUCCUCUACGUAGCCUUCAUCUGCGUAGCCGCCACCCUCGGCACCCUCUUCCGCGAAAUCUACCACUUCAACGACCUCGAGCUCGGCCUCUGCUACCUCCCCUACGGCGCGGGCUGCGUCGUCGCCAGCCUGGGCCAGGGCUACGUCCUCGACUGGAACUACCACCGCAUCGCCUCCCACAUCGGCUUCGCCAUCGACCGCCGCCGCGGCGACGACCUUCUCAAGUUCCCCAUUGAAAAAGCCCGCCUGCAGCCCGUCUAUCCGGCCGUCGCCGUGGGUCUCGCGGCGCUGACGGCGUACGGGUGGGUGUUGCAUUUUGAGGUCGGUGGUGUUGCGGCGCCGUUGGUGCUGCAGGGUGUUAUCGGGCUUACUAUCACGGGGUCGUUUAGCGUUAUGAAUACGCUUAUUGUGGAUUUGUUCCCGGACGCGCCUGCGACGGCGACGGCGGCGAAUAACCUGGUGCGGUGCGCCAUGGGCGCCGUCGGGACGGCGGUGAUUGAGUACAUGAUUCGGGGGAUGGGGAGGGGGUGGUCGUUUACGUUCUUGGCUGCAUUGUGUGCCGUGCUGAGCCCGAUGAUGUUUUUGAUAGCGAAGAAGGGUCCCGUGUGGAGGAAUGAGAGGCGGAUGAGGGAAGAGGCGUCAUGAUUUGGUUUUGGGUUGGAUACGGUCUUCCGUUUGUUGGAGAGGGCUGAAUCUUUUGGCGUUGAUAAUGAUAUCAGAAUAUCUCAGUUCUAGUUUCAGGUUCAGGAGCGGGUUGGACUUUGUCUUCUCCUGGAAUUGUGGUUUUCUAUAAUUAUCAUCAAGAUCCGGUGCCACAUGACCCAGCCAUUGUCACUGACUGAUUGACACUGUAGGUGUUUCUAAAAACACAAUGUCCAGGAAUAACUUGAAGCUUGAUUUUGGGAGAUCAUCUACUAUCGAAGAACUCUCUCAAGCUUGGACCAGAGGAUUGUUUUUUUUGCGAACCACUCCGGUCAGGCAAACGCGGUCGAGACAAGACAGCGGGAAAAUAGACUCGACCUAGCUCGAGUAAACAUAUUCUAUUGUUUAUGUCUCACGGUCUCGUGCAUGCGCUCGCCAACGGGAUGGAGCAGCAAGAGUCC
Colletotrichum phormii is the source of this 2330-nucleotide messenger RNA. Its product is annotated as major facilitator superfamily transporter. Lineage: Eukaryota; Fungi; Ascomycota; Sordariomycetes; Glomerellales; Glomerellaceae. Gene Ontology annotation, biological process: transmembrane transport. The record is from RefSeq and is a predicted model, not a curated record. Bases 181 to 1872 code for a protein of 563 amino acids. Gene Ontology annotation, cellular component: plasma membrane. Gene Ontology annotation, molecular function: transmembrane transporter activity. The transcript has a single exon.